Molecule: messenger RNA, 2004 nt
Organism: Aedes albopictus (Asian tiger mosquito)
Lineage: Eukaryota; Metazoa; Arthropoda; Insecta; Diptera; Culicidae
Exons: 2
Coding region: 1-2004 (667 amino acids)
Molecular function (GO): zinc ion binding; nucleic acid binding
Source: RefSeq, a predicted model, not a curated record
AUGCCAUUGACGAGACGAAUGGCAGCGAAGACGAAGGAAGAAAUGGCCGAAAAGCAAACCGAUCCGCCAUUUUUCGACGCCGAGAACGAGCCGACGGAAAACGUGCAGGAAAAAGAGAACGACGAAACGGAUAGCGGUAGCCAGCUCCCGACGCAGACGGUGAGCGGUGGGACUUCUCGAAACGAAAUGCAAAUUGUGAACUUGCAUCCGUAUGACGUGGGACGACUUAUUCCGGAAUAUGCAGAAGGAGACGGCGUUGGUAAGUGGCUGCGGCGGAUCGACCACUUCCGGGCGAUAUAUGGUUGGUCGGAACAAAUGUGUCUGUUGUACGCAUCAACACGACUGGCCGGUGCGGCAGCAAAUUGGUACAGACGACAUGAGGAGUGGAUUUUCAAUUGGCGGCAGUUCAAGGAUCGCAUUAUUGUUGCUUUUCCGGAAACGUAUGACGAGGCUGAUAUUCAUCGUGAGCUGGAAGCAGUAAAAAUUGAGAAAGGAGAAUCCUAUGAAGCGUAUGUGUACCGUGUGGAUGCAAUCGCACAGAAGGGCGAUUUCAGUGUGUCAGCCACCAUCAAAUACAUAAUCAAAGGAUUGCGCUACGAUAAAGUGUACUGCAGCUUGCUGACGAAUCAGUAUACCUCUACGCUAGAGCUACUGCGGCACAUAAAGUGGAUUGCCUCGAACAUGGAGAUGCUUCCAUCUAACGCCUUCCGACAACCGAAAGUAAAUGCGGCGGUAACUUCGGCGGGCCCUCGGGCGGCUCCAUCGCCGGCUACAGGUGUGGUUUGUUACAACUGUCGUGAGCCUGGGCAUCGCUCGUUGGACUGUCCAAAGCCGCAGCGCAAAGAAAGAUGCAAGAAAUGUCUUCGUGUGGGUCACGCAGCCGACGUUUGUAUGGAUCGUUCUACAGCUUCGCAGCAGCCAACACAGCAACCAGUUGUCAUCAACAAGUUCGACGGAGGGAAGCGAUCGGCUACCAAUGCCUUAUUCGAAGCAGUCGGACCUGACGACCACAUCACGGUGAACCAGGCUUCUCAGCAGGAAAUUGAAAUCGAGGCAGCGGGCGAACGUUUCAGAGCGAUGGCCUUGUUCGACACAGAAUAUGAGUGGUUCAUGCUGGGUAACAUUGACGAGAAGUGUAUGUCGGUCGAGAGUUCUGCGUUGGGUAUAGACUUAGACGUGGGGGAUGAUAAAGAAACGUUGUCUUGCCGUGUUCAAUUGGAAAGUCUAGUGGAGCGGAGUUAUUUGAAACGUGCAAGACCCGAUAAGCCUUUGGUGUCGUUUGAUGCGGAAAUUCGGUUGAAAGAGGACAAGAUCUAUUCUGCUUCUCCACAGCGUCUUAGUGUGUUUGAGAGGAAGGAACUGGACAAGAUUAUCUCUGAUUUGUUACAGCAAGGCAUAAUUCGUGAAAGUGAUUCUCCUUAUACGUCCCGGGUGGUUCUGACAAGGAAAAGGAACAAUACUUUUCGAAUGUGUGUGAACUAUAAGCCUUUGAAUAAAAUCGUGGAACGGAACCAUUUCCCUAUGCCGGUUAUUGAGGAUCAAGUAGCGAAGCUUCAGGGGAAAAGGUACUUUACUUCAUUGGACCUGAAAAACGGGUUCUAUCAUGUGAGUUUAACCGAACAAUCGAGAAAGUACACGUCGUUUGUGACUGAUAGCGGACAGUAUGAAUUCAACCGUUUGCCUUUUGGUUAUGCUAAUUCCCCUGCGAUUUUUGUGAAGUACAUUUCGAAGGUAUUGGAGCCGUUCAUCAAAGAGGAAAGGGUUAUAGUCUUUAUUGACGACAUGCUUAUUGCAUCAGACACAUUAAGUGAGCAUUUCCAGACCUUGGAAGAAGUGCUCGAGACACUAGCAGACAAUCAUUUGGUGCUACAAUUCGGGAAGUGCCAGUUCUUCAAAACGCGUCUGGAAUAUUUGGGUUAUGAUGUGCAAUGCGGAAUUUUUGUUGAACAACACGGUGAAUCGGUCCACUGGCAAGACGGCCUCAACUCUUUUGUUUGGGGUUAA